CACAGCAAAGAUAGGCCAUUUGUCUCUAGUAAUUAGUAAACUUUUGUAUUCGUCACAUAACACAAUAAGGGAAGUAGGGAACACAAAGCUUUGAGAAAAAAAAAAAAAAAAUAGUGUUGAUUUAGAGUGCUUUCUCAUCUGUAGGGAACACAAAGCCAAAACCUCAUGAGUGAGAGAGUAGUAGGCGACGGACUCUCAAAUGAGACGACUAUGGUUGACCUGUGGAGUGGGAAGCUUGAGUCUCCCUAGAUUACUUCUACACUCGACGAGCUCGAUCCCAACCUCAUCAAGGGCUUCUCUGAUCUCCACCGUCAAUACGUUCCACACGGCCGCUUCUUCGUUAACGGUCUCUUCUCCCACGAGGACUUCUCGCUUGACAACUGUAUCAUCAUCAUCCAUGGCUUCUGGAGACGAAGGAGCUGUAUUCAAUUUGUCUGAUUCUAGCCUCCUCAAGAUACUUAAAGGCGAUAUCACUAAGUGGUCCGUCGAUGGCUCCUCCGAUGCUAUUGUCACUCCAGCAAAUCAGCGUAUGUUAGGUGGAGGUGGUGCUGAUGGAGCAAUACAUAGAGCUGCUGGACCACAACUUAGAGCAGCAUGCUAUGAGGUUCCUGAAGUUCUUCCUGGAGUACGUUGUCCAACCGGAGAAGCAAGGAUUACUCCGGGUUUUAACUUGCCUGCAUCUCGUGUGAUUCACACCGUUGGACCGAUCUAUGAUUCAGAUGUCAACCCUAAAGAAUCCCUUACAAAUGCUUACAAAAAUAGUCUGAGAGUGGCAAAGGAAAACAACAUCAAAUACAUUGCGUUUCCUGCCAUAUCUUGUGGGAUUUACGGAUAUCCCUUUGAUGAAGCUGCUGAGAUUGGUAUAUCAACAAUCAAACAGUUCUCUAAUGACUUGAAAGAGGUGCAUUUUGUUUUGUUCGCGGACGAUCUAUUCAGCUUGUGGGUAAACAAAGCAAAGACGGUGCUACAAAAAGCCUAAGAUAGUAAGAUUCCAUCAGCGGCUUAAAAUAAACCUAAUUAAUCCCUAAACCUUCACACAAACAAAGCAUUUGCUAUUUGUGUAAUGUUAUGAGAGAUUGUUCGUUAUGGUUAGAUUUUGUAAUAAAUAAAAUAUUUGCACCUGAAAUUUUUCUGUAUUACACCUAAAGAUUUUUGCAUGAAAUUUGUAGUAAUA
Camelina sativa (false flax) is the source of this 1174-nucleotide messenger RNA. RefSeq lists its product as uncharacterized. The record is from RefSeq and is a predicted model, not a curated record. NCBI's taxonomy places the organism in Eukaryota, Viridiplantae, Streptophyta, Magnoliopsida, Brassicales, Brassicaceae.